CUCCUCAUUUGUUUGGAUCCUUCCUAGCUUUAAUCCAAAGACAGGAAACAGACUCCCAUCAUGGCCUCCAGCAUGUCCCUGAGAGGUUACUCCAUCAAUCGCCAGCCAUCUUUCUCCAGCCGCUCUCUGAUGGACACCAGCCGUUCUCGCUCCAGAGCUUCGGUGUCUUUCUCAGCGAGUCCGCUCAGCCGCGCCGCUUCAGUCGGUCAAGACCUCAACGGCUCCUUCAGCAUGCAGCUCAACGGCCUGCACGGCAACAGCACCAACGAGAAGGAGGCCAUGCAGAGCCUGAACCACCGUCUGGCAAACUACCUGGACAAGGUGCGUUCACUGGAGCGCUCCAACGCUGACCUGGAGAUGAAAAUCAAGCAGUGCAUGCUCGACCGCAUUCCCAAAGGUCAUGAUCUCGACUCAAUGAUGGCUCAGGCUCACGCUGUUGAACAAGAGGUGAGGAAGAGGACCUUGGAAAACGCUCGACUCAUGUUGGAGAUCGAUAAUGCGAAAUUGGCUGCAGAUGACUUCAGAAUCAAGUGGGAGACCGAGCUGGUCAUGUGCCAGUCAGUGGAGAGAGACUGUGUUGCCCUGAAAAAAGCCAAAACCGACCACGAGCAGAUCAUCGCUUCACUGAGAGGAGACCUGGACAGCUUGAAGGAAGAACUGUACUUCCUGAGGAAAAACCAUGAGGAGGAACUGGAGCAGAUGAAGUCUCGCAUUGCGAAAGAUGAGGUCAACGUGGAGGUAGAUUCAGCUCACGGGCCUGAACUGGGAGCUGUUCUGUCGGAACUGCGCACUCAGUAUGAAGGCAUCGUGAAGAAGAACAAGGAGCAUGCGGAGCAGUGGUAUCAGAAGAAGCUGGAGACGGUGCAGAAUGAGGUGCGGGAGAACAAUGAGGCUCUGAGAGGAGCUCAGGGGGAGCUGACCGAGCGACAGCGCUUCCUGCAGAACCUGGAAGUGGAGCUGGAGAGCCUGCACAAACAGAUUGCAGCUCUGGAAGCAAACCUGGGGGAAACAAAUCUCAAAUACUCGUCUGAGAUGGAGCGGCUCCAGGUGACGCUAAACCAGCUGGAGGACGAUCUUUCUCAGCUCCGGCUGGAGCUGCAGCGCAACAAGACCGACUACGAGCAUCUGCUCCGAAUCAAGCAGAAUUUAGAGAUGGAAAUUGCAACUUAUCGACGCCUGCUGGAAGGAGAGGAGACUGUGAAAGAAGUUCCUCCUCCUCCGAAAAAGGAGCCUGAUGUUCGCACCAGGAAGAUCGUGAAAGUUGUGACUCAGACGAUGGUGAAUGGGAAGGUGGUGGACGAAUCCAGCGAGGUGGAGCAGAUCGAGGAAACCAAAAAAUAGUUGAUCGCUUCAAAGAUAAAGCUCAACAGAGAGGGAGAAACAGCAAGACAAAUUGAUGGAGAGGGAGCUUUAGGAUCAACAGUCCCACUGACUUGACAUUUGAAAUUUUGUCAUUCAAAUAAAUUGCUGAGUUGUGUCUUUUUAUCUGUAGAAAAUACUGUUUGAGAUGUUGUUAGUCUAUAGAGAUAAUUUCACACUUAAGACAUAUAAGACGUAGAGCUUGUUAUUUACAACGACCCCUGUAGCUUAGCAGCAUUUAUUUUGGUGUAUUAUUGACCUU
Molecule: messenger RNA, 1621 nt
Organism: Synchiropus splendidus (mandarinfish)
Lineage: Eukaryota; Metazoa; Chordata; Actinopteri; Syngnathiformes; Callionymidae
Exons: 10
Coding region: 61-1341 (426 amino acids)
Molecular function (GO): structural molecule activity
Source: RefSeq, a predicted model, not a curated record